AUGAACCUGACGGAGUUUAACCGGUCUGAUCUCUGUGAGCAUUUCUCCUGUCCAGAGAGAUCUGUAUCUUCUGCAGUUUAUAUCUUACUGUACAUGUGUGCAGCUGCUGUGGUUCUUCUAACAGUGUGUGGAAAUCUGCUCAUCAUCAUCUCUGUUCUUCACUUCAAGCAGCUUCACACUCCGACCAACAUGCUUGUGCUCUCACUGGCCGUGUCGGAUUUCCUCGUCGGCGCUUUAGUGAUGCCGCCAGUGUUCAUUUGGACUAUCGAGUCAUGCUGGUUAUUUGAUACAGUUUACUGUAUAUGUUUGAUGAUCACUUCUUUUAUUCUGGUGAACUUGUCCAUCUACACCAUCGCUCUGAUUGCUGUGGAUCGCUAUUUGGCGCUUUCAAACCCAUUUUUCUACACAAACACAAUCUCUACAAGGAUGAUGUGCACUGUGGUUUAUUUGAACUGGUGUCUGUCUCUGGUGUAUAACACGAUACCGUAUUAUUUUAAUGGAAGCUUACAGACUCCUGUAAUAUGUCCUGGAGAAUGUUUAGUUUUCCUCACUGGGUUUUUGUUUGCAAUCGAUCUCAUAUUUUCAUUUAUAUUUCCACUUUCUGUCAUAAUCAUAUUGUACAGUCUGGUUUUUUUGAUCGCUAAGAAACACGCCACUGCUAUCAGAGAGCUUAAUAAUCACACACGACCUCAAACACAGAAAAUCACCUCCCACUCCAUGAAAUCUGAGAGAAAAGCAGCCAAAGUCCUCGGCAUUUUAGUGGCCGUGUUUCUGGCGUGUUUACUUCCGUAUUUUAUUUACAGUUUAUUAGGAAGUGUUAUGGAGCUACAGACAGAUUUUUUUCAGAAAUUUGGAAUCUUAUUGUACCUGAAUUCCACCAUUAAUCCGGUUAUUUACGCUCUGUUUUAUCCGUGGUUUAGGAGGUGCAUUAAAUUAAUUAUAACUUUGCAGAUAUUCCAGAGAGACUCUGCAUUAAUCAAUGUUUUUUCGCGCUCCUGA
Messenger RNA from Silurus meridionalis, 999 nucleotides. Its product is annotated as trace amine-associated receptor 13c-like. Gene Ontology annotation, cellular component: membrane. Gene Ontology annotation, biological process: G protein-coupled receptor signaling pathway. The record is from RefSeq and is a predicted model, not a curated record. Bases 1 to 999 code for a protein of 332 amino acids. The transcript has a single exon. Gene Ontology annotation, molecular function: trace-amine receptor activity. Lineage: Eukaryota; Metazoa; Chordata; Actinopteri; Siluriformes; Siluridae.